This is a messenger RNA of Pteropus alecto (black flying fox), 2164 nucleotides long. RefSeq names its product ERCC excision repair 8, CSA ubiquitin ligase complex subunit (gene ERCC8). Bases 75 to 1265 code for a protein of 396 amino acids. The record is from RefSeq and is a predicted model, not a curated record. The transcript has 12 exons. Gene Ontology annotation, molecular function: protein binding. Gene Ontology annotation, biological process: transcription-coupled nucleotide-excision repair; protein polyubiquitination; proteasome-mediated ubiquitin-dependent protein catabolic process. Gene Ontology annotation, cellular component: Cul4A-RING E3 ubiquitin ligase complex; nucleotide-excision repair complex. Lineage: Eukaryota; Metazoa; Chordata; Mammalia; Chiroptera; Pteropodidae.
CUCUGUUGCUACAGCCCCGCCUCCGAGCUUUGUCAUGGCGGCGUCCAGUGCCUUAUCUGCCGUAAAGGAACGGGAUGCUGGGUUUUUUGUCCGCGCGGCAAGCAGGAUUGGACGACCCUCUUCGCCUACGAAGAGCGGAGUCCACACGAAGGGUUUUAGGACUAGAAUUAAACAAAGACAGAGAUGUUGAAAGGAUCCAUGGCAAUGGAGUUAACACCCUUGACAUUGAACCUGUUCAAGGGAGAUACAUGUUAUCAGGUGGUUCAGAUGGUGUGAUUGUACUUUAUGAUCUUGAGAACUCCAGCAGACAACCUUAUUACACAUGUAAAGCAGUGUGUUCUGUUGACAGAAACCAUCCUGAUGUUCACAAAUAUAGUGUGGAGACUGUACAGUGGUAUCCUUAUGACACUGGCAUGUUCACAUCAAGCUCAUUUGAUAAAACGCUGAAAGUAUGGGAUACAAAUACAUUACAAACUGCAGAUGUAUUUAAUUUCGAAGAAACCGUUUAUAGUCAUCAUAUGUCUCCAGUCGCCACUAAGCACUGUUUGGUAGCAGUUGGUACUAGAGGGCCCAAAGUACAACUUUGUGACUUAAAGUCUGGAUCCUGUUCCCACAUUCUACAGGGUCACAGACAAGAAAUUUUGGCAGUUUCUUGGUCACCACGUCAUGAAUAUAUCUUGGCAACUGCAAGUGCUGACAGUAGAGUAAAAUUAUGGGAUGUAAGGAGAGCGUCAGGAUGUUUGAUUACUCUUGAUCAGCAUAAUGGGGAAAAGUCACAAGCUGUUGAAUCAGCAAAUACUGCUCAUAAUGGGAAAGUUAAUGGCUUAUGUUUUACAAAUGAUGGACUUCACCUACUCACUGUUGGUACAGAUAAUCGAAUGAGACUCUGGAAUAGUUCCAAUGGAGAAAACACACUGGUGAAUUAUGGAAAAGUUUGUAAUGACAGUAGAAAAGGAUUGAAAUUCACUGUCUCCUGUGGCUGCAGUUCAGAAUUUGUUUUUGUACCAUAUGGUAGCACCAUUGCUGUUUAUACAAUUUACUCAGGAGAACAGAUAACUAUGCUUAAGGGACAUUUUAAAAGUGUUGACUGCUGUGUAUUUCAGUCUGAUUUCCAGGAACUUUAUAGUGGUAGCAGAGAUUGCAAUAUUCUUGCUUGGGUACCAUCCUUAUAUGAACCAGUUCCUGAUGAUGAUGAGAUUACAACCAAAUCACAGUUAAAUCCAGCAUUUGAAGAUGCCUGGAGCAGCAGUGAUGAGGAAGGAUGAAUGUCAAUCCUAAGUACCUUUAUGUCUGUUGAUGGAACUUUUGAAAUGGGACUGUUUUGUUUUUGUUUGUUUAACUGUCCAGUGACACCUAAAUUAGCCCUGAAUUUGGGUGAUUUUUUCCCCUGAUGUUUUAAAAUGAGGUUUCAUGUGUCAGAUGGCACCUUGUAUUUGCAUGAAAUCCUGAAAUACCUUUUCUGUGGUAUAUUUAAUCAAAACAUGUCUUCGUGAUCCCAGUUGGUAUGGCCUGGGGUAGCCCCUCUUGCUGCAGUACAAAGAGACGAGUCAUGGCGCUGCCAAGUGGGACCGUGAGCCCACUGUGUGAACUUUAAGAUGCAGUCUCCGAAGAUGAGCACGUGAAGGUUAUCAGCACAGAGUCUCUCCUACUGGCUAUAUUACCUUGUUCAUUUUUACUUUAAAGGAGAAUUUUACUGAGGAUGAUUAUAUCAAAAAUAAUUGUUGAAAAGUCAUUUUUUUUAUUCAUGCAUUCAAUUUUUGCAGCGAUUUCAUUUAGUCGACCAUUGUCUAGUUUUAUGUUAAAUGUUUUUUGAACUCAGUUCCUUCCACUGUCCAAAAAGUGUAUCACAGGUGUUUUUUAACUUGAGGAAAAUCCCACGUUUCCUUUAUUUUCAUGUGUCAGAUGGCAGCUUGUACUCAUGCUUCAACUCCCAUUCUCUGAAUGUUAAGAUGUGACCAAGUCCUGCUUCAUUCAUUGAGGCAGAAAAUGUCCAGACAGGGGAAUCUGGCUUAAACAUGAAAUGUUGUCAUAAAAUUUCUGUUUAUUGUCUACUCUUCUUGUGUUAUAACCCACAAGUGAUUAUCAUGAAACUAAUCUCAUAUUCCCUUUCUUCCUGAUUCUUAUCAAAAGGAGACCAAUAAAGGAGGUUUUUGUGAGUUUUUAA